Molecule: messenger RNA, 1839 nt
Organism: Molossus molossus (Pallas's mastiff bat)
Lineage: Eukaryota; Metazoa; Chordata; Mammalia; Chiroptera; Molossidae
Gene: LMNTD1
Product: lamin tail domain containing 1
Exons: 8
Coding region: 1-1839 (612 amino acids)
Cellular component (GO): nuclear envelope; cytoplasm
Source: RefSeq, a predicted model, not a curated record
AUGAAAGACCUACAAGUCACUCAGGAAACAUCAACAGCCCUGCAGAGUCAAGUCCCUGAGCAGGAAGAGAAAAUGGAGAAACAAACCCAAAGAGAAGAUAUGCAUGCCCAUCUCUCAAGAAUACAGCAAUCUCUAGUACAUUUUUUUCCAAAGGUUAUACAUUCAGGUAGAAAAGUACUGCCAUUGUCACAGUCAUCAUCCAGCGAAAUACUUCUCACUCACUAUCUGCCUUGCUCUCAGAUUAGUGGACUAUCUUUAUCAACAACUGCACCCAAGUCUUCUAAAUCAACUACAGUGAGCCAUUUCCAAUCAGAAAGCACGGAAGUCAACAGCUUCAUAGGUCCAAAUAACAAGACUCCGUCAUUCCAUGAUUCUGAGCCAGCUAUGAUUGGGGAUGGGGAGGAUUAUUUCCUAUCUUUGUUUGGUGAUUCUGAGAAACUUAAUGCACAAUCAUCCCUUACAAAUAAAAAGUGGAAGCCUGAGUCUAUGAGUGAUGAAGACGUGGGCCAAGAUAGAUCCAGUGCUAUUGGAGACAUUCAAAUAGCUGACGUGAAGGAUUUAUUUGUGAAUCUCAUUAACUCUUCUCUUCACAAAGAACUGGAGAUUGGAAAUCAUAUUCUCCAGCAAAACAUGAAUGGACAAACAGUCUCUCGAUACCGAUUCCCUCCAAAUAUCACAAUGCAAGCCAACUGCACAGUAACAGUCUGGGCAGCAGCAUCUAAAGCAAAGCAUCAGCCACCGUCAGAUUUUCUUUGGAAGGAAGAAAACAAGUUUAGUACAAACCCAAACUGUACAACAAUCCUGUGCAAACCUAAUGGUGAGGCCAUUGCCUGGUACACUCCUAUUCACUGGAAGCAAGCCUGGGAGAAAUUAGACACUGACAUUGAAUUGGAGAGAUGCUCAAUAGUAAGUCCAACAUCUCAAAAGCAUAUAUUUCGUUGGCCAAAAGCUACAACUACAAGCAAAGAAAAACAUAAUCAAUCUGUGGAAGAUACCUCACGCUUUCAGAUGGAACCAGUUCUAGCUUUUCUUAAGAGAGAAAAAGAAGUCCCACCAUCUCUUUUCCCCAAUCACAGCCCUUGGUGCCACAGUCCCAAUGUUCCUGCACAUCCCUACUGUCCUCUGAUUGAACCUCACAUUACCAGCUUGGCUGAAUGCACCUUGAAAAGCCAGCCCAGUCUUCAACCAGCCAGGUCGGAUCCAGCUCUGCACCCCCUCCCUCCUCAACUCAAGUCGGGGUCAGUCGCCAAACACUAUCAAGUGCUACAAGAGAUUCUCUUCUCCAAGAAGCACGAUGGCGAACGUUUCUGCACCGCAGCUUCAUACUGGCUAAUUGUUGCAUUUUUUAAAAAAACAAACUUAGAUUUAAACCAGGAGGAAUGGUACAUCUUAACAUUUCCCGAAUCCUCUUUGUUUCGGUUUCAAGCUAACGAGGUCUUACUAGUGAUCAUGCAAAAGCCUUUUUUGAACACGCCAAGUCGCAAGUCAUUGGACAGGGCUGUAGCUGCGUGUCCAGGUCUCACGUGGUGCCUCUGCGAGCCACCCAGAGCGUUUGCUCGGGUGAACCCCUUAAAACUUUUGUCUUUUCUUUCUGUGGAAAGCAAAAAGAUCCAGUCUAAAAGGGUUGGGCUUCAGCUUGCCAAAACUGAUCCUUGUGGGAGACCGCCGGCGUCCCAGAGGACCGCAGCAGGACUCCAGGCUUCAAAAGGUCCCCGAGUUCAAGCGAUUCUGGCUGUCGCCGCUCCGCGAUCGCCACCCACUGUCCCCGCCUGCGGCCCCGGUGCCCGUGCGCAAGCCGAGGGGGAGGGGCGCUCCCGGCCGAGGUCGCCGCCCGGUUGA